Molecule: messenger RNA, 774 nt
Organism: Gastrolobium bilobum
Lineage: Eukaryota; Viridiplantae; Streptophyta; Magnoliopsida; Fabales; Fabaceae
Product: (-)-isopiperitenol/(-)-carveol dehydrogenase, mitochondrial-like
Exons: 1
Coding region: 7-774 (255 amino acids)
Molecular function (GO): oxidoreductase activity
Source: RefSeq, a predicted model, not a curated record
CAAAAAAUGGCAGAAUUUACAUCCACUAACAGUGGUCUUAGGUUAGGAGGCAAAAUAGCCAUAGUCACCGGAGGUGCCAACGCCGACCAAGGAGCUCGUAUGGUGGUGAUAGCUGACAUCCAAGACGAGCCGGGUAAUCAAGUGGUUGCGUCUAUUGGUACCCACAGGUGCACCUACGUCCAUUGCGACGUGACAGACGGAGAUCAAGUUGAAAACCUCGUCCAAUCAACGGUAAAUGUUUACGGUCAACUCGACAUCAUGUUCAGCAACGCCGAGAUCCUUAGUCCCUCCGAUCAGACCGUGUCUGAACUCGACAUGUCACAAUUUGACCGUUUGUUCACGGUCAAUGUCCGUGGAAUGGCCACGUGCGUGAAACACUCGACGCGUGCCAUGGUAGAGAGGCGCGUGAGGGGAAGCAUUGUGUGCACGGUGAGUGUCGCUGCCAGCUGCGGUGGCCCAGAGUCGUCGAACUACGUGAUGUCGAAGCACGCGAUGUUGGGGCUGAUGCGUUCGACGAGUGUGCAACUUGUGGUGCAUGGGAUAAGGGUGAACUGCGUGUCACCCAAUGGGUUGGCAACACCGUUGAUGUAUAAAAAGAUGGGGAUGAGCAAGGAGAAGGUGAGAAAGGCAUGUGGACAAUACGCGAAGCUGCAAGGAGUGGUGCUCGCGCCAAAACACGUGGCAGAGGCAGUGUUAUUUCUGGUCUCUAGUGACUCGGAGUUUAUCACUGGCCUUGAUCUCAGGGUGGAUGGUGGCGUUAACUUCGGAACAUAA